Messenger RNA from Rubroshorea leprosula, 767 nucleotides. NCBI's taxonomy places the organism in Eukaryota, Viridiplantae, Streptophyta, Magnoliopsida, Malvales, Dipterocarpaceae. The record is from the annotation of a GenBank genome assembly.
CUCCAACACAACUUCACAUUUUUAGCGUCUUUAUGGUUAAAACUGUUCUGUUUUAUAUAAAAAAGACUUAGGUUGAUCCGAAAAUGAGUCUAACAGGUAAGCUGGAGGCUGAUGUAGAGAUGAAGUGUUCUGCUGAAAAGUUUCAUGAGGUGUUCUGCAGCAGACCUCACCAUAUUUCAAAUGUCACCCCUGAUAACAUUCAAGGAGUUGAACUGCACGAAGGUGAGUGGGGUGCGGUGGGUUCUGUCAUCUGCUGGAGUUAUGUUCAUGAUGGGGAGGCCAAAAUUGCAAAGGAGAUAGUUGAGGCAAUAGAUGCAGAGAACAACUCGAUCACUUUCAGAGUGAUAGAAGGGGAUCUGAUGAAGGAGUACAAGAGCUUCCUAAUCAAAAUGGAUGUAACUCCAAAGGGUGAGGGCAGUGUAGCACACUGGACAUUGGAAUAUGAGAAACUAAACGAGGAUGUUGCACAUCCAGAGACACUGAUGGAGUUGGGCGCCCAAGUCUCAAAAGAAAUCGAUUCCCACCUCACCAGUACUCAAGCAUAGAUACUACAUCUGAAUAUUGUCAUGACUCGCAUAUAUGUUCAGUGGUUAUGCUUGUGCGGGGAUGUAUGUUUAGAAUAAGUGUGCCAGUUUCAGAAGGUUUAGCAGUUAUGCAAAGUGUGUCUGUGUUGGAUUUACUUUUGAAGCUGAUUAAUAAAUUUGUUAUGUAUUAUAAUUUUGAUUCGAGUGAAUGCUUCUUUAAUUUGCUCUAAUUUUCUUGGACAA